This is a messenger RNA of Trichomonas vaginalis G3, 1380 nucleotides long. RefSeq names its product ankyrin repeat protein family. The transcript has a single exon. The coding region runs from base 1 to 1380 and encodes 459 amino acids. NCBI's taxonomy places the organism in Eukaryota, Parabasalia, Trichomonadida, Trichomonadidae. Gene Ontology annotation, molecular function: protein binding. The record is from RefSeq and is a predicted model, not a curated record.
AUGGAGACAUUAAACAACCAAAAUGGUGUCGAAAUUAACAAUUUAAGAAGAGAAUUGCAAGAAAAAACAACAAUUAAUAAUCAAAUUAAUGAAGAAAACAAUAGAUUAAAGAGAGAUAUACAAAACAAAGAAGCGCAAAAUAAUCAAAUUAAAGAAGAAAAAAGCAAGUUAAUGAAUGAUAUUCAGGCGAAAGAAACAACAAUAACUCAGAUCCAAAAUGAAAACAACAGAUUAAGGAAUGAAUUACAACAAAAGGAAAUAACAAUUAGCAAAUUGAAUGAAGAAAACAAUAAAUUAAAGGAUGCAGUCGAACACAAAGAAUCUAUUAUUUCCCAGUUUAAUGAAGACAAUGAAUAUCCAAAAGAUUUUCAAGUGAAACUUGAGAACCUUAAAAAGUCUAAAGAUUUUGAAAGUGCCUACAACUUCCUAGAUGAAGUUUCACAGACUGGAAAUCAACAAUUAAUGGCAACACUUGUUCAAGAAAAAUUUUGGGAAAGAAAGUUCAAGAAUCGCAAAGGAGAGAGAAAUGUUCUUCAUAUUGCAUGCGAACGAGGAAAUGUCAGACUUGUUCAAUCUCUCAUUGAAGGUGGUGUUGAUAAAAAUGUGAAGAAUAAUGUUGGCAAUACACCAUUGAUUUUUGCAUCAACAGAAGGUCAACUUGAAGUAGUCAAAUAUCUUAUUUCAAUUAAAGCUAAUCAGUUUGCAAAGAAUUAUUCAGAUGAAACAAUUCUUCAUAGAGCGUGCGCUGAAGGUCAUCUUGAAGUUACUGAAUAUCUGAUAUCAGUUGGUUGCGACAAAGAAGCUAAGAAUAAAAACGGAUACACGCCACUCAUUUAUGCAUCUUACAAAGGUCUAUUUCCAUUGGUUAAAUAUCUUAUCAGUAUUAAUGCUGAUAUGGAAGCGCAAGAUAACAACGGUGAAACUCCACUUCAUAAAGCAGCGUAUGAAGGCCAUUUUGAAGUAGCCAAAUAUCUUAUCUAUUCAGGAGCAAAUAUUAAUUCAAAGAGCAAAAAUGAAUCUACUCCUUUGAUCAUUUCAUCUCAGCGCGGAAAUCUUGAAAUUGUUCAACAUCUUAUUAUAAAAGGAGCUAAGGUAGAAUCAGUAGAUAUUAAUGGUGAUACAGCACUUAUUCGAGCGUCAGCAGAAGGUAAACUUGAAGUUGUCAAGCAUCUUGUUUCAAUUGGAGCAAAUAAAGAAGCAAAGAAUAAAAACGAAUAUACUCCGCUCAUUUAUGCAUCAUUCCAAGGUCAAAUCGAAGUUGUUAAAUAUCUUAUCGCUGAAGGAGCUAAUAAAGAUGUGAAAGAUAAUAAAGGAAAUGGUCUUCUCAAUGGCGCAAAAAGCAACGUCAGAGACUAUUUGAUUUCAAUUGGAGUUAAAUAA